UUCUAGCCGUUUUUUCUCUCUCUGUUUGGAAUCCUGACUUUUUUGCUUGUCCCCCCCCCCUUUUGUCGGAUGAGCUAUGUCGAGUUGAGUGUGUCGAGAGACAUGUUGAUGAAAUCUUCUAGCUCAAAAGUCCAAAUACUCAAAUCGGAAUGAGGGACGAACUCGAAGACCGCCGUCUGCUCGAUCAAGUAGACGUCGAUAGCGAUGACUUGGCGACCCAACCAAGCAUCGACGAGGCACGGCAGGCAGAGACAGCUGCAGAGCCCACGGCCCGUCCAAAGCCCAGGAUUGCUCUCGUCCGCAUUGCCGGCCUCAUCGUCGCACUCUGUCUGGGCUCCCUGCUUGUUCUGCUGUUUGCCCUGAACCGCCACGCUUCCGGCGCCCCCUUAGACGACAGCCAGCUUGCCAUUCCACUUCAUCCGACCGAGCAUUCCACAAGAGAUCCCACCACACUGACCUUUGACUGGCAUGUCACUUUGGGCACGAAAGCCCCGGAUGGGGUGGAGAAGGAGGUGUAUCUGAUCAACGGACAAUUCCCGGGGCCAACCAUCGAGGCACGAUCCGGGGACCGCAUCAUCGUCCGUGUCCACAAUGACCUCAAGGACAAGGCCGACGGCGUCUCGCUGCACUGGCACGGCCUUCGCAUGCAGGGCUUCAACGCCAUGGACGGAGCCGUUGGCUUCGUUCAGUGUCCUAUCCCCGCUGGCGGCUCGUUCGUCUAUGACUUUCGCAUCCGCGACGACGAGCACGGCACGUUCUGGUGGCACGGUCACUCCCAGCUGCAAAGGGGGGACGGCCUCUUUGGCGGGUUGGUGAUUCACGAGCCGAGACAACAUCGGAGCGACAAUGAGGCUGCAAGUGACGAAGCACUGCUCCUCAUCGGUGACUGGUUCCAUCGCCGGCAAAGUGAUGUCCUCGAUUGGUACAGCAGCCCGGCGAGUGCAGGCAACGAGCCCGUGCCGGAUUCCAUCGUCAUCAACGGCCGUGGCCGAUACGACUGCUCCAUGGCCGUGCCGGCUCGUCCUGUCAAGUGCAAGGCAACCAGCUUGAGCAACUUCCCGCCUCUGAUCAAGAAGGCUACAGGGGAGACGCUGCUGAGAGUUGUCAACACAGGCACCGUCGCCGGCUUGACUGUCGGCGUUGACGGGGCUUCCCUCCAGCCGACACACAUGGAUGGAGGCUGCAAGGUGGAUUCGAAGCCGGCUGAUUCCAUUGGUACUCUCUAUCCCGGAGAGAGGGUUGAUUUGUUGCUCAAGUGGAAGACUGAUCAGGCGGCGGAGCCGUGGUUCAACGUAUAUCUAGAUCAUGAGAAUCUUCGUUUCGGCAACCCGGCGUUGAACCCCAACCAUACCUUUCCAGCUCUACCGAAAACAGUCACGGCUCAUGAUAGGGACCAGGCGCCCCCUUUGAGAUUCAGCAGCAGUCAUCUUGAUCUAGCGUCCCUUUCUGCCACCGAGGAGCCAUCUCCCAUCGCCACGGCGGAAGAAGAACAAACUGUUCUGCUCUACGUCUCGACUCAGAAGCUUGCGGUGCACGGAAACAAGCCGCUCGGCUUCGUCAAUCACACGGUUUGGCAACCACAGUCGCCGCCGCUGCUGUCACUGAACCGGUCAUCCUGGGACGAGAACCAGUUCGUCCCGUUCAUCGGCAGCGGGUCAAAGCCAACAAAGGUCAAGCUGGUGAUCAACAACCUUGACGAUGGUUCACACCCAUUCCAUCUUCAUGGCUAUUCUUUCCACGUCCUGUCCUCCUUCCGGGCAGACAAUGCCAAGCUUGGGAGCUAUAACCCUUACGAAACACCGGAAGACAAAUCACCAGGCCAUUGGAAACGGGAGAGGCCUCUCCGGAAGGACACCGUCAGCGUGCCGAGAAAAGGCCAUGUGGUGCUGUCAUUUGUCGCCGACAACCCCGGAAUGUGGAUGCUACACUGCCAUAUGAUGGUACACCUUGGAACAGGCAUGGCGACGGGCUUCCAGGUCGGAGUACCAGAGGAUGAAGAGCAUAUAUAUGGAUUGGACGAGUCAGCAGCGAGGUUGUGCAAAGCGUCGG
This is a messenger RNA of Trichoderma reesei QM6a, 2049 nucleotides long. RefSeq names its product multicopper oxidase. Lineage: Eukaryota; Fungi; Ascomycota; Sordariomycetes; Hypocreales; Hypocreaceae. The transcript has 3 exons. Gene Ontology annotation, molecular function: oxidoreductase activity; copper ion binding. The annotation marks the transcript as partial. The record is from RefSeq and is a predicted model, not a curated record.